Salvelinus sp. IW2-2015 is the source of this 2456-nucleotide messenger RNA. NCBI's taxonomy places the organism in Eukaryota, Metazoa, Chordata, Actinopteri, Salmoniformes, Salmonidae. The record is from RefSeq and is a predicted model, not a curated record.
AUGGCUCCUGUUCCUGUGCUGCUGCUGGCCACUCUGGAGGAGUUGGUUGAAGCAGAAUUGAAGACAUUUAAAUGGCACCUGKCCCAGGACCUGGUGGAAGGCUUUCCUCACAUCCCAGUGAGCCAGCUGGAGAACACUGACAGACUGGACACUAUAAAGAAGAUGGUGGAGACCUACGGUCCUGAGGGAACUGUGAAGAUCUCACUGGAGAUCCUGAGGAAAAUGAGCCAGAACCAACUGGCUGAAACGCUAAAGAACGAGUAUGAUGAGGGUGAGACAACAGAACCAGCAGAGUGCUCCUUUGGUUCUAGAGGUAAGCUUAAUGAAUCAAGAAAACACCCGUUGGACCAAAGUGAUGUUGUAAACAGUUUUUUGGGGGGACGUCAUAUUGCAGCCAGUUUUAUCCGCUGGACAGGCUCUAGUUAUUGCACUCUGACUGAUCCAAUCCAGACACAAACACAAAGUUAUCAUGACCGUAAUAAACCUAAGAUUAGUUUUUUCCUUGCAGUCGAAGACAAACUGAAAUGCUAUCUCAAGAAGAAGUACGGCUGUAUAUAUGAGGGGACGUCAAAGGAAGGGGAUUUUAUCUAUCUAAAUCAGAUCUUCACUGAGCUCCGUGUGUUCGAGGGGGCCUGGGGAGGGGUCAGAGAUGAGCAUGAGGUCAUACAUCUGAACAUCAGAACACCAGCCACAGGAGAGACCACUGUUGAAGUCAAAAACAUUUUCAAACAACAGUCCGAUCAAAAGAAGCCAAUCAGAACAGUUCUAACGCAGGGCAUUGCCGGUGUAGGAAAGACUGUCUCUAUUCAGAAGUUUAUUCUAGACUGGGCAGAAGAAAAGGAGAACCAGGACAUUGGUUUCAUCUUUCCACUUCCUUUUCGCCAAAUCAACUCUAAUAUAGGGGAAGACGACUGCAGUCUAAAUGAACUGCUUCAUCAAUUCUUCCCUGACAUGGAACCAAUCAAGAGUCUAAGGAACAAGUCUAAAGUUCUGUUCAUAUUUGACGGUCUGGACGAGUGUCGACUCCGUCUAGACUUCAACAAUAAGGUCCUGACAGAUGAAACAAAGCCAGCCUCUCUGGACGAAUUGAUCACAAACCUGAUCACAGGUGAGCUUCUGCCUUAUGCUCUCAUCUGGAUAACCUCCCGGCCUGCAGCAACCAGUAAGAUCCCUCGAAAAUACAUCCAGCAGUGGACAGAGGUACGAGGGUUCAAUGACCCACAGAAGGACGAGUACUUCAGGAAAAAAAUCAGUGAUGACAACCUGGCCAGCAGAAUUAUCACACACAUGAAGUCAUCGAGGAGCCUACACAUAAUUUGCCACAUACCAGUGUUCUGUUGGAUAUCAGCCACUGUUCUAGAGAAACUGUUGGGUGAAGCAGAGAGAAGAAAGAUACCUAAGACUCUGACUGAGAUGAACAUACAUUUCCUGAUCUUUCAGAUAGACAGAAUGAGAGAAGCAGAAAAUUCCACAGGAAGUGACAGCAUAGUCCUUAAACUUGGAGAGCUGGCAUUCCGUCAGCUGGAGAAGGGACAUCUUAUCUUCUACAAGGAAGACCUGAGAGAGUGUGGCAUUGAUGUCACAGAAGCAUCAGUGUACUCAGGUUUAUGCACUGAGAUCUUUAAGAUGGAGGGAAGGACGUGUCAGAAAACUAUGUUCAGCUUUGUGCAUCUGAGCAUCCAGGAGUUUCUUGCUGCUGUAUACGUGUUUUUCACAUUCAUAAACUGCAAUGAGAACCCACUGGUCAAACAGAACACCCUUGUCAAACUUUUGAAAUGUCGGAAACACCAACAACCUAUGAUUGACUUAUACAAGAGUGCAGUAGAUCAGGCCUUACAGAGUGAGAAUGGACACCUGGACCUUUUCCUCCGCUUCCUUCUGGGCCUCUCACUGGAGUCAAAUCAGACUCUCCUACAAGGCCUACUGAACCAGACAGGAAGAAGCUCACAGACCAAUGAGAACAUAAUUGAAUACAUCAAGAAGAAGAUCAGGAAGAAUCCCUCUCCAGAGAGAUGCAUCAAUCUGUUUCACUGUCUGAAUGAACUCAAUGACCAUUCUCUGGUGGAGGAGAUCCAAACCUACCUGAGCUCAGGAAGUCUUUCAGAGGCCGAACUUUCACCUGCACAGUGGUCAGCUCUGGUGUUUGUGUUGCUGACUUCAGAAGAGGACCUGGAUGUGUUUGACCUAAAGAAAUACUCCAGAUCAGAGGAGGGUCUUCUGAGGUUGUUGCCAGUGGUCAAAGCGUCCAGAAUAGCUCUGUGAGUUCCUGUAUUAACUUCAUGCUCAAUAUUAAUUGGAAAUCUAUUCAAAAAUCCAACAACUAAUAAGUCAUUAUAAUUAAUAAGGCAUUUUAAUGAUAAUGGAUGAAUAAUUUAAGAACCCUAAAGGAGAUCCUUUAAAGGGGCAAUCCAGGAUUGGUACAUUUAUUUUUGGAAUUUUGUAUUAAUCAUAUAUAG